AUGUGGGAAGAAGUGUGGCUGGCCGUCGGGAUCGUCCUCGCCGCCACCGCAGCCGUCCUCGGCUUCCGGAAGCUGCUCGAGAAGCGCGCCGGGAAAUCGUUCAACAAUGAGACGAUUAUUGCCAAGAGUGGGCACAUGUGGGAGCAGGUCCAAGAAUUCGACGGCAGCCCUUUUUGCUCGAAAUGCGAGCGGCGGCUGGCUCGUGGGUAUCGCUGCGAGUAUUGUAACAUGAUGGUGGAUGAGGUAAAAUGCGCACGCUCGAUCUCUGCCGUCAAGUGCUGCAAAACGAAUGUUGAAGUUACGUCGGACGACCUGAUAAAGCAUCACUGGGUCCACGGCAACCUCCUUGGCGACGCUUUUUGCAGUGUUUGCGGCGACGAGUGCGGUCAGGAUAUCGGGCUCAGCGAUUAUCGGUGCUCUUGGUGCGCGAGAAACGCGCAUACGUCUUGCCGUGGCGAGCUGGAGGAGGUGUGCGAUUUCGGGGACUUGAAGCAGUCAGUGGUUCCGCCCAACAAGGUGACGCUGCGGAAGGCCGGCAGCCGAGGGGUGAAACAGAUGGUCAUCGACGGCAUCAUUCGCCCGGAUGCGCCACCGGAUUGGCGCCCGAUUUUCAUCCUCGUCAACCCGAAAAGUGGCAGCGGAGCCGGGAUCAAGGUGGCGUCGGCGUUCCGGUUGUUUCUGCACCCGAUACAGGUAAUCGACGUCACCAAAUCCCACAUGAAGGCCGUGCUCCGGUGGCUUGACGAACGGCCAGACAUCGAGGCGCGGAUAUUGAUCGCUGGUGGUGAUGGGACGAUCAGCUUUGUGCUGAACGACAUUGACGAGCUCGAAAAUCGACCCCCAGUCGCCGUGCUUCCCCUCGGCACCGGAAACGACUUGAGCCGGGUGCUGGGCUGGGGCAAACAACUCCUCAACAAAUUCCUCUUCUUCACGUUCGGCACAAAAGACGUUUUCGAGCGGGCUUGCUCGGGCUUGGAGUCCAAAAUCGAGCUGACCGUCGAUGGGAAAGUCGUGGACCUUCCGGAAAUUGAGGGCCUCAUCUUUUUGAAUAUACCAUGCUGGGGCGCUGGCGUAGAGCCUUGGAGCAUGGAGCCUGACGAGGAGAUGCCACAAUCCUGCUCCGACGGCCGUUUUGAGAUCUUUGCUGUUCGCUCGUCGUUCCACAUUGCUCAAUUACAGGUCGGCCUCUCCGCGCCACUCCGAAUCUGCCAAGGGCGCGAGAUUUCCGGCCGUCGUCCGCCCGCCGUGGAGCUGCUCGAGGGGCUCGCUGGGAGUGAGGGCGACCUCUCCGGGCCACCGCUCGCCAAGAAGUUGAGUCCACUAUUUAAGAUCAUGCGCGGUCACUGGAAUGAGGCGUUAUCCGUGCUCGAGAAGUCCUACCAAUUCCUCAGCCCUCACGAGCUCGAAACGGCCAAGCUGAUCAUACUCGAGGAGAAGUUUUUCGAGCUCCUCAGCAAGGGAGAGAACACCCUGGCGAUGAAGUUGAUGCGGGAGGAGUACCCGAAUCGACGCUCGCUGAGGACGAGACGCACUGAACUCGUUGGAAUGCUUUUCGCCGAUGCAAAUGAGCUUGGCAAGCACCCGGAGAUCAAGAAGUUUGACUCCAGAGACGCCCAUUGGCGUCGUCGCCUCGCCAUCCGAGUCCAAAAACAGCUGGACCCCGCCUACAUGUUGCCCUGCAAGCGGUUGGAGCAGCUCACUGACCAGGCCUUCAAAUACCAAGUCGGGAAGUGCCGACUCCACUUUGACGGCGAUCACGUGAAAAUGGCUGAUGAUGCCAUUUUCCGGAAUCACGACUGCACCGAGGCCAAUAAGCCGCUAUUUAAGGCGCAUCAGAUCAUCGCUGGAAAUAGACACGGACAACUGCACUUUUUGGACCUCUCCCUCCCCGAAAUGGGCCAAUGUGUCUGGCUCCGCGUCUUCACCGCCAACCUCGUCCACUGCGCCGACAGCCGCCGCGCACGGCCGCAACGCGCCGCCCACCUCAGCGCCAACGGCGUCGGCGGCCACCGCUCAACGCCGAUACCUCAACUCGACUUGGGUCAUAAGAAAAAGCCGGUCAACCAGCUCGACUACCUCCGCCUUCAAGCCGUCGCCCGAGCGCGCGGCUUGAUCUUCUCCAACCCAGGAUAUGCCAUU
This is a messenger RNA of Mesorhabditis spiculigera, 2139 nucleotides long. The record is from the annotation of a GenBank genome assembly. Lineage: Eukaryota; Metazoa; Nematoda; Chromadorea; Rhabditida; Rhabditidae.